Molecule: messenger RNA, 720 nt
Organism: Solanum verrucosum
Lineage: Eukaryota; Viridiplantae; Streptophyta; Magnoliopsida; Solanales; Solanaceae
Exons: 3
Coding region: 1-720 (239 amino acids)
Biological process (GO): DNA integration
Molecular function (GO): nucleic acid binding
Source: RefSeq, a predicted model, not a curated record
AUGCCUGAGCUUCGAAAUAUUCAUGAGUUAAAAAGUCUCCAAGGAAAACUAGCCUACUUGAGGAGGUUCAUCUCAAAUCUAGCAGAGAAUGUUGCAAAUUUUAUCCGAGUGAAUAUCAUCUAUCGCUUUGGCAUCCCUCGCUACAUAAUAACAGAUAAUGACAAGCCAUUUGAUAACAAGUUAAUGAACAAAAUUUGUGAUCUCUUUGGUUUCAAGCAGCGUAAAUUUUCUAUGUAUCAUGCUACCGCCAAUGGUCUCGCUGAAGCAUUCAAUAAGACUCUAUGCAACCUCCUGAAGAAAGUUGUCUCCAAGUCCAAAUGGGAUUGGUAUGAAAGAAUGGAAGAAGCUUUGCGGGGAUAUAGGACGACGUACCGUACUCCAACUCAAGCAACACCAUAUUCACUCGCUUUUGGUGUUGAAGCAGUCCUACCACUUGAGCAUCAAAUACCUUCCUUAAGACUUACGGAAAAUACUGGGACAUUCUCAAAUUUUCAUGUCUCGCCUACUUUUGAUGCAGAUGAUUAUCGAUUGUUCAUCAAAGACUGUCAAACAACCAUUCUUAAAGCAUAUGACAUUUCGACAAGCAGGAGAAAAGCCUAUCUUGGUCGCAAGCGUGCUUUUGAAAAAGUCUAUGGUACUUGGGAGGGUUCUUUUGCCGAGUGGCCAUGGUUCAUGGAAGCUAUGAAACACUUCAAUCCUGGAACAAUAGUUGAAUGGUAA